AUGGCCGCCCUAAGGGAAGAGCUAAAUCAUAGAAACCGCAUGACAGUUAAGGGAUUAAGAAUCACUGUUUUAAAAAUAUACCAGAGAAAUGCAAAGUCAAUUAAUACAACAGUCCUUAUUAUUCGCUUUGUCUUGUGGUAUAAAAGUUCUGAAUGCAUUUUUGUGCUGAUGAGAAAAUGGAGCGUUCCAUUGGCAACAGCCGUUGCUGCACCACUCUUGACGCCAGUUGUCCUCGCCGAGUCAGAUAAGAAGGACACAGGAGCAGCCUCUUCUCGUUUAGUUCGACCCUCAGACCUGCCCAUCUAUGAAUCGCCAGAUGAAGUCCUGGACUUUGAAUAUCAUGGGCGGGAGAGGACGGCCCUGGAGGAAAACAUCAGCGUUGUGAGGAAGGAAGUGGAAGGCGUCAUCGAUGCAACACGGGCCACCAGGGAGAAAAUAGUGUAUGUUUGUGAGACUGGCAAGGCUCACACCAUGGCCACAGUGGAUAUGCUGAAAGAACUUAAGCCAUCACCAGACAUUAAUGUGGAGGAGCCUGGUAUUGGGAUCAUACCUUCAGGGAUUGCUUUGUUGUCUUUUCGAUGUAGAAAAAAGACUGUACUAUGUUUCAGAACUACUGUUGACUACAUAACAGAUGAAGAGAACGUGUUACCUCGUGCUGGAGCAAUCACUGUGGGUGGCCUUACUGGUCUGGUCAUUGGUAGGAAAGGAGGGUUCUUGAGGAAGGUGCUCUACACCUCAGCUGGUGCACUAACUGCUGCUUCUCUCUGCUACCCUCGCCAUGCUUACCAGCUUUCUCAGAGGGUAUUUGAGAAUGCAAAGGACGUCGGUACUAUCGGCUAUAAUUUUGUUGCUGGAGUGAAACCCCAAAACAAAAUUCCAAGUGCACCAGCUGAGCCCUCCAAAGAAGAACCUCCAGCAGUUAUACCAGAUGCCCCUCCAGCACCAGAAGCAGCACCUGGAACAGAACUUGAAAGUGGACAGGUAAGGAAAGUAAUACCUGAGGAUGUCAAUGUGGAGGAUUUCCUUUCCCCUCUUGACACUGUAGCUCAGCAAUCAAGCGAUGUAACAAUAUGGGGAUUUAGACUAACGGACAAAGCCAGCAAAGAGCCAGGUGUCAAGGAGAGUGAGGCUCCUACCGCAAAAUCUUCUGUACCAGAAGGAUUUGGUACAGUUUCCGAAGCCCAGGAGCCUCAAGUUGCACCCAGUUCUGAACAGGUAGAAGAGAAAAAGAAACUGGAUGAUGUACCUGCUGUUGCUGAGGCAAAAGAACCUGAAGUGGCACCGGAAGUGACACUAGAAUUGGAAAAAGACACUGAAGUUUUACACAUAACAGAAGAACCCAAGGAUACAGUAGUGGCACCUACAGUAACAGAAAUAACACCUGUCUUAAUAGAACCUGAGCUUGAAAUAACCCCAGCUUUAAAAGAACAUGUGCUAGAUGUAACCCCUGCUGUAGGAGAACCUGACCUAGAAUCUAAACCUGCUGAAACAGAGCCUGAGCUAAAAGGGAAACCUGCUGAAAUAGAAUUAGUGACUGAAGUAAAACCCACAGAAACCGUUCCUGAGCCAGAAGUGAAACUCACUGAAAUGGAGCCUGAACCAGAAGUGAAACCCACUGAAACAGUUCCUGAGCCAGAAGUGAAACCUGCUGAAACUAUGCCUGAGCCAGAAGUGAAACCCAUUGAAAUGGAGCCUGAACCAGAAGUGAAACCUGCUGAAACAGUUCCUGAGCCAGAAGUAAAACUUAUUGAAAUAGUGCCAGAGCCAGAAGGGAAACCUGAAAUUCCUGUUGAGCCUGAAGUAAAACCUACCCCAGAACCAGAAGAGAAACCUGCUGAAACGGUGCUUGAGCCUGAAGUAAAACCUGCUGAAACUGUACCUGAGCCUGAAGGGAAACCUGCUGAAACUGUGCCUGAACCAGAAGUAAAACCUGAUGAACCUGCUCCGGAACCAGAAGAGAAACCUGCUGAAACUGUGCCUGAGCCUGAGUCUGAAGUGAAACCUACUGAAACUGUGCCUGAGCCUGAAGUGAAACCUGCUGAAACUGUGCCUGAGCCUGAAGUGAUUCCUGUUGAAACUGUGCCGGAACCAGAAGUGAAACCUGCUGAAACCAUUCCUGAAUCUGAAGUAAAACCUGCUGAACCUGCUCCGGAACUAGAAGAGAAACCUGCCGAAACUGUGCCUGAGCCUGAAGUGAUUCCUGUUGAAACUGUGCCUGAACCAGAAGUGAAACCUGCUGAAACUGUACUUGAUCCUGAAGUGAAACCUACCGAAACCAUUCCUGAAUCUGAAGUGAAACCUGCUGAAACUGUGUCUGAGCCAGAAGUGAAACCUGCUGAAACUGUGUCUGAACCAGAAGUGAAACCUGCUGAAACUGUACUUGAUCCUGAAGUGAAACCUACUGAAACCAUUCCUGAAUCUGAAGUGAAACCUGCUGAAACUGUGGCUGAGCCAGAAGUGAAACCUACUGAAACACUGCCUGAGGCUGAGGUGGCACCCAGUGAUGACAGUAUCCGGAAAGUAGGUCUGGUGAAUAUAAUUAUCCAAUACUUUUCCAAGGAGAAGGAACCAGUAAAAGAGGUUGUAGUUGAGGUUGGAGAAAAAGUAGAGGAAAAGAUUGCAGAAGCAGUCAGUGAGUCAGCAGAAUUCGUUGAGAAAGAAGCAGAUAAAGUUAUCAAAGAAGCAGAGGUAGUUGAAGAGAUUGGAGAAAAGGUGGAAUCUGCGGUGCAGCUUGUAGAAGAAGCCGCAGGUGCUGCUGCCAAAGCUGCUCAUGAUACUCCUGGUAUUCCUGAAUCUGUUGCAGAGAAAGCUGAAGAGGCAAAGGAAAUUGCUGAAAAGGUGGAAGAGGUCAUUGGUACAGUAGAGUUUGUUGCAGAGAAGGUUGAGGAAAUCGCAGAGGAGAUUAAAAAGGAAGCAGAGGCUAUUGAAAGUAAAGCAAUUGAACUGAUAGAGAGCAAAGAAAAGAGAGAAGAACUCAUAGAAAAAGCCAUUGAUUAUGUGACUGGUAAGAUACACGAGGAAUUGGAGAGUGCAGAAAUCAAGAAACCGGAAGCAGCACUUAUAGAAGAACCUGUUGCAGUUGCAGAUGUCAAAGAACCUGAAGUUGCAUCUGCUGAAGAAGGAAAGCAAGUAGAAGCAAGGGAGCCAGAAGUGCCAGCACCUGAGGGAAUGGAAAUUCAGGAAAAACUUUCUGCUGCAACUGAAGAAAAAGAGGCAAAAGUGGAACCAGUUGAAGAACUGAAGGAGGCUGAAAUAACCACAGAGAAGAGUGCUGAAAAGAUUGGAUUGGUUGAUAAACUAAUUCAGAUCUUCUCCAGUGAGGAUGAAAAACAUGCUGAGAAAAACCUAUCAGUAGAGCCAGUGGUAAAGGAAGCUGUUGCUGAAGUUGAAGACAAAGUGGAGGAAGAAGUUACAAAAGUGGAGAGCGAAGUAUCCCAAGAAGUGGAGAAGGAUGCAGCAGAUGUAUCUAAAGCAGCAGACAUUGUGAAAGAAGAAGUGAGCAUAGAGGAACCUGCAGUGGCACCAGUUGUUGAAGUUGCACAGUCUGAAAUACUUGUAACAGAAGAACAGCAGCCACAAUCAGCACCUGUUACAGAAGAAAAAGACUCAACAUUGGUUCAUGAUGAAAAAACACAAAAAGAGAGAGUACGUUUAGUUGAUAAAAUAGUGCAGUUCUUCUCCAAUGAGGAAGAAAAACCUGAGCCUGUAAAGGAGGUUGUAGAAAUACUUGUAAAGGAAGCUGUUAUUGAGGGUGGGGAAAAAGUUGAGGAAAAAAUUGCAGAGGCUGUUAGUGAUGUAGCAAAAGAAGCUGAGAAAGAAGCAGAUGAAAUAUUAAAGGUAACUGAAGUAGUUGAAAAUGUGAGUGAAAAGGUGGAAUCAGCUGUAGACGUUGUAGAGGAAGCUGCAGAUGCUGCUGCCAAAGCUGCUCAUGAUACUCCUGGUAUUCCUGAAUCUGUUGCAGAGAAAGCUGAAGAGACAAAGGAAAUUGCUGAAAAGGUGGAAGAGGUCAUUGGCACAGUAGAGUUUGUUGCAGAGAAGGUUGAGGAAAUCGUUGAGGAGAUUAAAAAGGAAGCAGAGGCUAUUGAAAGUCAAGCAAUGGAACUUAUAGAGAGCAAAGAAAAGAGAGAAGAACUCAUAGAAAAAGCCAUUGAUUAUGUGACUGGACAAAUACCUGAAGAACUUAAAAGUACAGGGGUUCAAGAGUCCAAACCAGUACCCUUAGAAGAGGAAGUUAAACAAACUGAAGAAGUAAAGGUAACAGAAGAGGCGCCAGUUGCAGAAGUGAAGGAGGCGGAAGUUGCUGCAGAUGAAAGUAUUAAGAAGAUUGGAUUGGUUGGUAAACUUAUGCAAUUCUUCUCUAAUGAAGAGAAGACACCAGAGUCAGUAGAACCAGUGGUAAAAGAUGCUUUAGUUGAAGGUGGAGAAAUUGUGGAGGAAAAAGUUGCAGAAGAGGUGAGUGAAGUAGCCCAAAGUGUAGAGAAAGAUGCAGCAGAUAUAUCUAAGGUUGCACAAGUUAUAGAAGAUGUUAGUACAAAAGUUGAAUCGGUUGUAGAUGUGGUUGAAGAAGCUGCAGUUGCUGCUGCCAAAGCUGCUCAUGAUACACCUAGUAUUCCUGAAUCUGUUGCAGAGAAAGCUGAAGAGACAAAGGAAAUUGCUGAAAAGGUGGAAGAGGUCCUUGGCACAGUAGAGUUUGUUGCAGAGAAGGUUGCGGAAAUUGCUGAGGAGAUUAAAAAGGAAGCAGAGGCUAUUGAAAGUCAAGCAAUGGAACUGAUAGAGAGCAAAGAAAAGAGAGAAGAACUCAUAGAAAAAGCCAUUGAUUAUGUGACUGGACAAACACCAGAAGAACUGAAAAGCACAGAUGUGAAAGAACUUGAAGUGACACCUACAGAAGAGGAAGAUGUGAAGGUGAAAGAAGAGGCACCAGCUGCAGAAGUGAAGGAGGCAGAGGUUGUUGCAGAUGAAAGUAUUGAGAAGAUAGGCUUGGUUGGUAAACUUAUGCAAUUAUUCUCCAAUGAAGAGAAGACACCAGAGUCAGUUGAAUCAGUGGUAAAAGAUGCUUUAGUUGAAGGUGGAGUAAUUGUAGAGGAAAAAGUUGCAAAAGAGGUGAGUGAAGUAGCCCAAAGUGAAGAGAAAGAUAUAUCUAAGGUUGUGCAAGUUAUAGAAGAUGUUAGUACAAAAGUUGAAUCAGUUGUAGAUGUGGUUGAAGAAGGAAAGGCAAAAGAAGAGGCACCAGUUGCAGAAGUGAAGGAGGCAGAGGUUGUUGCAGACAAAAGUAUUGAGAAGAUAGGAUUGGUUGGUAAACUUAAGCAACUGUUCUCUAAUGAAGAGAAGACACCAGAGUCAGAAGAACCAGUGGUAAAAGAUGCUCUAGUUGAAGGUGGAGAAGAUGUGGAGGGAAAAGUUGCAGAAGAGGGGAGUGAAGUAGCCCAAAGUGUAGAGAAAGAUGCAGCAGAUAUAUCUAAGGUUGCACAAGUUGUAGAAGAUGUUAGUACAAAGGUUGAAUCGUUUGAAGAUGUGGUUGAAGAAGUAAAGGCAAAAGAAGAGGCACCAGUUGAAGAAGUGAAGAAGGCAGAGGUUGUUGCAGACGAAAGUAUUGAGAAGAUAGGAUUGGUUGGUAAACUUAAGCAACUGUUCUCUAAUGACGAGAAGACACCAGAGUCAGAAGAACCAGUGGUAAAAGAUGCUCUAGUUGAAGGUGGAGAAAAUGUGGAGGAAAAAGUUGCAGAAGAGGUGAGUGAAGUAGCCCAAAGUGUAGAGAAAGAUGCAGCAGAUAUAUCUAAGGUUUCACAAGUUGUAGAAGAUGUUAGUACAAAGGUUGAAUCAGUUGAAGAUGUGGUUGAAGAAGUAAAGGCAAAAGAAGAGGCACCAGUUGAAGAAGUGAAGAAGGCAGAGGUUGUUGCAGACGAAAGUAUUGAGAAGAUAGGAUUGGUUGGUAAACUUAAGCAACUGUUCUCUAAUGAAGAGAAGACACCAGAGUCAGAAGAACCAGUGGUAAAAGAUGCUCUAGUUGAAGGUGGAGAAAAUGUGGAGGAAAAAGUUGCAGAAGAGGUGAGUGAAGUAGCCCAAAGUGAAGAGAAAGAUAUAUCUAAGGUUGUGCAAGUUAUAGAAGAUGUUAGUACAAAGGUUGAAUCGGUUGUAGAUGUGGUUGAAGAAGGAAAGGCAAAAGAAGAGGCACCAGUUGCAGAAGUGAAGGAGGCAGAGAUUGUUGCAGACGAAAGUAUUGAGAAGAUAGGAUUGGUUGGUAAACUUAAGCAACUGUUCUCUAAUGAAGAGAAGACACCAAAGUCAGAAGAACCAGUGGUAAAAGAUGUGCUAGUUGAAGGUGGAGAAAAUGUGGAGGAAAAAGUUGUAUUGAGUGAAGUAGCCCAAAGUGUAGAGAAAGAUGCAGCAGAUGUACCUAAAGUAGCAGAAGUUGUAGAUGAUGUUAGUACACAGGUUGAAUCAGUUGUAGAAGUGGUUGAAGAAGUAAAGGCAAAAGAAGAGGCACCAGUUGCAGAAGUGAAGGAGGCUGAAGCUGUUGCAGACAAAACUACUGAGAAAAUAGGAUUGGUUGGUAAAGUAAUUCAGUUCUUCUCCAGUGAGGAAGAAAAGCCUGGAAAAGAUGUUGCAAUGGAAGGUGAAAUGGCACUUCAGAAAGCAGCAGAUGAAGUAAUUGCAGCAACUGCAGUAGUUGAAGAGAUUAGUAAAAAGGUGGAAUCAGCUGUAGAUGUUGUAGAAGAAGCUGCAGGUGCUGCUGCCAAAGCUGCUCAUGAUACUCCUGGUAUUCCUGAAUCUGUUGCAGAGAAAGCUGAAGAGGCAAAGGAAAUUGCUGAAAAGGUGGAAGAGGUCAUUGGCACAGUAGAGUCUGUUGCAGAAAAGGUUGAGGAAGUAGCACAAGAAACUAAAAAGGAAGCAGAGAUUAUUGAAGGUAAAUUAGCGACAUCUCAGGCAGAAUCUGGUUUGUUUGGUCAGCUGGUUAGCAUCUUCUCUAAAAAAGAAGAAACUAAAGAGGAUGUUCCACCUGCUCCAGAGGCAGCAGUAGAGCCACAGGAGCCAGAUACAGUUGUUACAACUGAAAUAACAGAAAAGUCAGAUUCAGAAGGGGCCAAGGAUACUGCCAUUGACAUUGUAAAUAUUGAUGAAACCGUUUCUACCUCAUUGAAACCUUCAGAAACCAUUGAUGAUUCUACACCUGUGGUUGAUGAGCUCUUGUCAUCUGAAUCUACAAAGAAAGAAACUUUAGUGGAGAAAAUUGCAAGUUUGUUUGGUGAGAAAAAACCUGACAGUAAGCAGACAGCUGGUGUGACUUCCGAUAGUAGUAAGGAAAUUCAUGCAUCUGACUCUCCAACAGAAGCUGUUCCAGAACCGGUAGCAGUUGGUGAUUCCUCACCCGAGGGAGCGACAUCUGUGUCAGGACCUUCAGAGGAGUCCCAGGUACAGUCCCCCUCUGUUAAAAUAGGCCAGGGUACAGUUGAAGGGGUGGAAGGUAGCAUUUCAGGUUUAGCAACACCAGAAGUUCUCGAUGCACCAAGUGAAAUUACACCAGCUUUUAGUGAGAAAACAACAGAACCAGUUUUGGAGGUGAAGGACAAAGGUCUUUUUGAUCGGCUGGCUGAAUUGAUAAGUAGUGAUGAAAAGCAGAAUAUUGUAGCCUCUUCUGGUGCUGCUUCUCAGCAACCAACAGAGGAAGUACACCAACCAUUGACUGAAAAAACUGAGGCUGAAGUUUCUGGUUCGGAUAAAGCUGCUACAGAGGAAGUAAAGCCUUCAUUCCUAGAUAAGAUUACAACCAUGCUGAAAAGUAAAGGUUCUCCUGAAAUUUCCAGUACUGAAAAAGAACCAACUCAGGGUAGUGAAAACUCAGAAGAGGAUGCUAGCGAUGAUGAUGUGUUUGUUGUAGUAGGAAAACCAAGCCAUCCAGUUGAUGUUGACUCCGCAGAAAGCUCCCAGCAAAGCAAGAAUCCAGUGAUCUCCCAUCAGCGAGGCUGGUCAAGGACCGGAGCUGAGGUGAAGCAAGAAGGCAAGGAUGUCAUCGUUCAGCUGACACCAACUCCUGUCGAAAAGGAUUACGGGCAGAGCAACCCCGAAGAUGCUGACAUGUACACCACUAGGAGCUAAAUGGAGACUGCUGCUAGGAUGGGGUGAAUGGGAUGGGGUCCUCUGAAGAUCCAUGUCUUAUUUAAUAACUGUAGUGGGGUAUAAGCAGAAGGGGAGAAUGUUCUUGUUAGUCAUUUUUUCAUGAGUAAGGGCUUAUAAUUCUUAUCAUUAUUAAAUGUUUGUAUUGUAUGUUUGGGCAAUUUUUUACUUGGGUUUCAAAGGUCUGUACUAUUAGGCAAUUACCUUAUCCGUUGAGAUUUAAUUAACAAUUUAACAAUUGAUCUUAUGUUCAUUAGAUUUAUGCACCUAUAUUUUUAAUCUUCAUUUAAGUAUGUUUAAUAAGGCAAUUUAGCUAAGGAAACUGACAUUUUCUCUGUAAUCUCACUGUUCAUUUGACAAAGCUUUUCAUUUUGAUAUGAUUAUUAAACCUCUACAUAACAUGGAUCAGCCCUAUCAUUAUUUUAUUUGUAUUCUUUAAAUAAUUCAGUUUAACUGUAUAAAGAAUGUAAAGACAGAAAUGAUUUGGUAGGUGACAUGCAGCCCCCUGGGAAAUGACAUUUGUGUAUAUACCUUUUCUCAAUAAAAAGUAUUGGAUGUAUAUUUAAA
Molecule: messenger RNA, 8682 nt
Organism: Penaeus chinensis
Lineage: Eukaryota; Metazoa; Arthropoda; Malacostraca; Decapoda; Penaeidae
Product: titin homolog
Exons: 15
Coding region: 1-8097 (2698 amino acids)
Biological process (GO): cristae formation
Cellular component (GO): MICOS complex
Source: RefSeq, a predicted model, not a curated record